AUGCCUUCUCGGAUAGCAGAAUGGUUAAGACCCCGGUCAUCUGCCCUGAAAUUGUAUCUAUUUUUCAUUAACCUUCUCUUUUUGGUAGGUUGAUAGUUUAAUUUAUAAUAAAUUUAGUUAUUUGGCAUUGCUCUCAUAGCAGUGUCUAUAUACGUCAGCUUAAACCGUGCCAACACUCCCGAACUCGUAGGAAAUUACUUAUUCAACGCUGCUGUAUACGUUGUGCUUUUUGCAAUUAUACUUCUUUUUGUGACUUCGCUCGUCGGCCAUUUCGCAAUUGCAAAAUACAGUCGUGUCUUACUUUUGCUUGUAAGUCACACACUAUUUUGA
This is a messenger RNA of Spirometra erinaceieuropaei, 330 nucleotides long. NCBI's taxonomy places the organism in Eukaryota, Metazoa, Platyhelminthes, Cestoda, Diphyllobothriidea, Diphyllobothriidae. The record is from the annotation of a GenBank genome assembly.